Molecule: messenger RNA, 5135 nt
Organism: Phasianus colchicus (ring-necked pheasant)
Lineage: Eukaryota; Metazoa; Chordata; Aves; Galliformes; Phasianidae
Gene: PRTG
Product: protogenin
Biological process (GO): cell-cell adhesion
Molecular function (GO): protein binding
Source: RefSeq, a predicted model, not a curated record
CUCCUCCCCUCGGCCGCUGACCGCUCUCUCGCGGCGGCCGGCGGGGCAUGCCAGCCGCGUCCCGCUGCAUGGCGCUGCUCCGGGCGCUGCUCGGGGCGCUGCUCCUCCCGAUGCCAGGAGUGUGGUGCUUUAGCGAACUGUUCUUUGUGAGAGAGCCUCAAGAUGUGACUGCCUCCAGGAAGGAUGCGGUGGUGUUAGACUGCCAGGCCCGUGGGGAAGCUCCUAUAACAAUUACGUGGCUGAAAAAUGGAGGCAAAGUGUCUGAAAACGAAAGGAUCUACACCUUAUCCAAUGGCUCUUUGUACAUCAGUGAGGUGGAAGGAAGGAAAGGAGAGCAGUCUGAUGAAGGAUUUUACCAGUGCUUGGCUCUGAACAAGUAUGGAGCCAUUCUCAGUCAAAAAAGUCACCUUACUCUAGCAACCAUUUCUGCUUUUGAAGUUCAGCCACUUUCAACUGAGGUUCAGGAAGGUGGAGUAGCUCGAUUUACCUGUAAAAUAGCAGCAAACCCUCCUGCUGUUGUGACGUGGGAAGUGAAUCGAACAACUUUGCCUUUAUCUGUGGACAGGAUAACUGCUCUACCUACAGGAGUUCUUCAGAUCUAUGGUGUUGAACAGAGGGAUGCAGGAAAUUAUCGAUGUGUUGCCACAACAAUAACCAGCAGACGUAAGAGCACUGAAGCAACACUGAAUGUUAUUCCAGCUUCAGACUUAAAGCCUUUUCACAAACCAGCUAUAAUAGCUGGUCCUCAAAACGUUACAGCAUCUCUUCAUCAAACUGUUGUACUGGAGUGUGUAGCCACAGGGAAUCCAAAGCCAAUCAUCUCAUGGAGCCGGUUAGACCAUAAGUCCAUUGAUGUCUUCAAUACCCGUGUCCUUGGAAAUGGGAACCUCAUAAUCUCUGAUGUGAAGGUGCAGCAUGCAGGCAUAUAUGUCUGUCGAGCCACUAUUCCAGGCACACGAAACUUCACAGUAGCAAUGGCAACUCUCACUGUGCUGGCUCCUCCUUCAUUUGUGGAAUGGCCGGAGAGUUUAACAAGGCCUAGAGCUGGUACUGCUCGCUUUGCCUGUCAGGCAGAAGGAAUUCCUGCCCCCAAAAUUUCAUGGCUGAAAAAUGGAAGGAGAAUACACUCCAAUGGUAGAAUUAAAAUGUACAACAGUAAAUUGGUGAUUAACCAGAUCAUUCCUGAAGAUGAUGCCAUUUAUCAGUGCAUGGCUGAGAACAGUCAGGGAUCUGUACUCUCCAGGGCCAGGCUUACUGUAGUUAUGUCGGAAGACAGACCCAGCGCACCUUACAACGUCCAUGCUGAAACGAUGUCAAGCUCAGCAAUCCUGCUAGCAUGGGAAAGGCCACUCUAUAAUUCAGACAAAGUGAUUGCAUAUUCUGUGCAUUACAUGAAAGCAGAAGGUUUAAAUAAUGAAGAGUACCAAGUUGUCAUUGGAAAUGAUACAACUCAUUACAUUAUUGAUGAUUUGGAACCAGCCAGCAACUAUACCUUCUAUAUUGUAGCUUACAUGCCUCUUGGAGCCAGUCAGAUGUCAGACCAUGUUACUCAGCACACCCUUGAAGAUGUUCCCUUGAGAGCUCCUGAAAUUAGUUUGACAAGCCGCAGUCCUACAGAUAUUCUUAUCUCCUGGUUGCCAAUUCCUGCAAAGUACAGGAGAGGCCAGGUGGUACUGUAUCGUCUGUCUUUCCGCCUCAGCACAGAUAGCAAAAUCCAAGUCUUGGAGCUUCCAGGGACUUCAGAUGAGUACCUCCUUGAAGGGCUGCGGCCUGACAGUGUCUACUUGGUUCGUAUUACUGCUGCAACAAGGAUUGGCUGGGGAGAGGCAUCUUUGUGGACCUCCCACCGAACUCCAAAAGCUACAAGUGUGAAAGCACCAAAGUCUCCUGAGCUGCGUUUGGAACCAAUAAAUUGUACAACCAUUGCAGUACAGUGGCAGCAGGACUCUGAUGACACUGCAGCUAUUCAAGGGUACAAGUUGUAUUACAAGGAAGAAGGCCAGCAGGAAAAUGGACCAAUUUUGUUGGAUGCCAGUGAUCUUGAGUAUACUGUCAGUGGUUUAGAUCCUAGAAGAAAGUAUCAUGUAAGGCUGCUGGCAUAUAACAAUAUGGAAGAAGGUUAUCAAGCAGACCAAACAGUCAGCACUCCAGGAUGUGUCUCUGUCCGUGAUCGCAUGGUGCCACCACCGCCACCCCCUCACCAUCUCUAUGCUAAAGCUAACACUUCAUCUUCUAUCUACCUUCACUGGGGAAAGCCUGCCUUUACAUCUGCACAGGUCAUUAAUUACACGAUCCGCUGCAACCCAGUAGGACUGCAGAAUGCAUCUCUGGUUCUGUACCUUCAAACGUCAGAGACUCACAUGUUAGUUCAAGGUCUUGAACCAAAAACCAUGUAUGAAUUUGCAGUUCGGUUGCAUGUGGACCAGCUCUCUAGUCCCUGGAGUCCAGUAGUCUAUCAUACUACCCUUCCAGAAGCACCAUCUGGCCCUCCAGUAGGAGUGAAGGUGACUUUGAUAGAAGAUGAUACAGCUUUGGUUUCCUGGAAGCCACCUGAUGGUCCUGAAACAGUUGUCACACGAUACACUAUUCUGUAUGCAUCCAGGAAGUCUUGGAUUGCUGGGGAAUGGCAAGUGUUGCACAGAGAAGGAGCAAUGACUAUGGCUUUGCUGGAAAAUCUUGUAGCAGGAAAUGUCUACUUGGUCAAAAUAGCAGCCUCCAAUGAAGUGGGAGAAGGACCCUUUUCAAAUGUAGUGGAACUUGCUGUCCUGCCAAAGGAGACAUCAGAGUCUAAUCAGAGACCUAAACGCUUGGAUUCGGGAGAUUCCACAGCUUAUUCUGACUAUUACCAUCUGGACCAAAAAUCAAUGACUGGCAUUGUUGUUGGGGUUUGCAUAGCCUUGACCUGCAUCCUUAUCUGCAUCUUGAUCUUGAUUUAUCGCAGUAAAGCCAGGAAAACAUCUGCUCCUAAACCUGUGCAGCAAAGCACUGACCGGCUGUCACAUACCAACAUCUCAUUAGCCAGUGCUAAUGAGGUGGAGAAGAACAUUGAAGGAAUCGCAGAGAAUGCAGAAUCCUUAUUGCCAAUGAUAGUGGGAAACAGCUUCAUUGAUGCUAAGGGGGGAUCCGAUCUUAUUAUUAACAGCUAUGGGCCUGUCACAAAGGCCAACUGCAAGAAGAGGUGGCUGUUCUUCCAGGAUACUAAGAAGAUGAAGACUGACGAGCCUCAGAGAAGAUUUGUCCAGGCAGUGUGUCUUUAUCAGCCAGGUACUACUGUGCUGAUCAGUGAGGAUGACUCCCCCAGCUCUCCUGGCCAGCAGUCUAACUUCCAGGUGCCGUUCAGUAUUGCUGCUGAUACAGAGCAUUCAGCCAACAGCGAGGGAAGUCAUGAGACUGGUGACUCUGGAAGAUUUUCACAUGAAUCCAAUGAUGAGAUUCACCUCUCCUCUGUGACAAGUGCCACUCCUUGUGCUACCAGUCCUUUUGUAAGCAGUGACUUGGGUAAGAAAGUGAUGAAUUCUACUGUAAGUAACAGCAAAGAGUCUCGCCUGCUGUUUGCUGCUGACCAGCCUGCUACCUCACCUCUUCAGAUACACUCUGCAGUGCAAAACUGACACCCUUAGGACCACAUCAGACAUUCUUGCAGUGUAUGUCUGUUCGAAGGACAAUGAACAGGGAGCCAAAGUUAUAUUGUGGAAAGCCUGACUAACUCAACAGGCGAUCCCAUAUUUCUGUUGAAUGGGUUUUUUUGUUUGUUUGUUUGUUUGUUUAACUCAUUCAUUUUGAAUGUUCGAUGGUCAACAAAUGUGAAAGGACAGAGAAGAUUUCUGACUAGAGUUGAAAUUAUGUCACUGGAGCAAAGGGAAGUCUUUUGGCUCUUUUGCUGACUAUCUACCUCAGUUUGCCGAGAGGUGAACUCUGAAAGACAACUGCUUUACCUCGUUUGUGUUCUAUUUGGUCUCAGCUAUGGAACUGAUGAUACUUCCUAGUAGUGUUUUAUUUUAGGUUUCUUUUUUUUUAUUUUUCCUGUUGAGUAUAGAAUGCGUGUGUGUGUGUGCGUGUGUGCUCAGUAACCAGGGAGUUGUAUAGGUAGAUGAACAAGAUUGUUUAGCUGAAGCUCUGCCUUUAAAAAGAAGGAUAUCUCAGAAUAGAAAAUGUAAUGUUUUAAUGUGGCUGAUCUAAACAAUGUUCAAAACUGCAGAAACUGGAGUUGGUGCUUCUGUUUGAACAGCCACGUGAAAUCUUUUGUACUUCUUGAUUUCUCAUAGCUCCAGGAAGCCUAGGACAGUGCCUUUCCCCAGAAACUUGUGCCAAUGACUGCUGGCAGGAUGUACCCUUAGGGCUCUAGGGCACAUUGAGUUCCCACGGUGACAAAUACUAUCAAUUUAUUGACAAUUAAUGCUAAAAAGCAUGGCAAAAUGAAGAAGUAUUUAGUAUUUCCAAGCAGUUUGACUCUGCCUAAGAGAUAUGGAAUAGAUGAUAAUGCUGAGUACUCUGGUAUUGCAGUACUUCUUAGCAAUGGUGCCUUGCAUUAUAUAUAAUGAAAUUACUGAUUUGCCUUAUGCCUUUUUAGUAUUUAUAAAGUUGCUUUGGAUUUUGGAAAGAUGCCUUAAAUGCUUCUUAGAUGUUAUAAGUAAACUGCAUCAUGAGCUCGUAGUUCAUUUUUCACUCAGCUUUGAAUGCUGAUAAGCACUGCUAGCAUCAUGGCAUGUCUCAGAGCUGUUUUUGGGAUACAACCCUGAUCCUUGCCUUUGCCUAGUAUGCUGUUAGCCAGGAAUUUUAGCUCAGGGAGUGACAUAAGCCUAUCUAAAACUCUACCAUGAGAAAUAAAAAGCCAGAGCUUUAGUUGAAGAGUCUGUUGAAGGACACAAGUAGUGCUACUGCCUUGAACCCAUACAAUUCCUGUUUGAUACUACCUCUUUUAAAAGUUAUUCUAGUGUGUUGUGGUGUUUGGUUUUUUGUUUGUUUGUUUUUCCUGUACUCAGGGAACAGUUUGUUACUUUGAGCUGCCUCAUGAAAAUGUGGAGCAAACUGACAGGGUAUUGUGUUUUAUUUCUUAAUGGGGGUGGGAGGAGGAGAGAGAAGAGAGAGAGAGGAGGUUGGACUCAUCCAAUGUUAUAAACUUGCCUAUAUAACUA